Esox lucius (northern pike) is the source of this 847-nucleotide messenger RNA. RefSeq names its product nuclear receptor subfamily 0, group B, member 2b (gene nr0b2b). Gene Ontology annotation, molecular function: transcription factor binding; transcription corepressor activity. Bases 1 to 828 code for a protein of 275 amino acids. The transcript is spliced from 2 exons. NCBI's taxonomy places the organism in Eukaryota, Metazoa, Chordata, Actinopteri, Esociformes, Esocidae. Gene Ontology annotation, cellular component: cytoplasm; nucleus. The record is from RefSeq and is a predicted model, not a curated record. Gene Ontology annotation, biological process: negative regulation of transcription by RNA polymerase II; circadian rhythm.
AUGAUAUUUACUCUUGAAGAGAUGAAAACCACCUGCCACUGGGCAGGUUACUGGAAGCAACCAGAACAGCCUCAGACCAUCUUGUACAACAUCCUGAACUGUAACAAUGACAGACUGACCAACAACAAACACUUGAUCCGGUAUGAAAACAACAAGAUGAUGCCUCACAAAUGUCACCACGACCAGCGCCGGGUGGUGUAUCUGGAGAACCCUGAGGGAACACGCCGGGCGGUGUCCAAUGUUCUGGUCAAAACCAUUCACUUUAUGAAGAGUUUACCCUCUUUCAAUCAGCUUCCAGUAGAGGAUCAGCUGUCAUUGCUGAAGGACUGCUGGGCGCCUCUGUUCUCACUAGGCAUGGCCCAGGAACAGACGGUUUUCCAGGUGAAGGACGUACCGCAGGAUGGCAUGUUGAAGAGGAUCCUUCUUAACAAUCAGGAGACACAUGAUGGGAAUGGGUCACAGCCCACACUAGCUGAGGUGUAUAGACUCAGAACCUGUCUGACCAGACUGUGGGCCCUUGACCUCAGCCCAAAGGAGUAUGCAUAUCUAAAAGGUGCUGUGCUUUUCAACCCAGAUGUCCUAGGACUUAGCACCACUGAAAUUGUUGACAGUCUCCAACAAGAGGCCUAUACAGCUCUUCGGGAUGUUGUCUUGACACUUCACCCAGGAGAUCUGGAUCGAUUCAGCCGUAUCCUACUAAUGACCUCCGCCCUACAGACCAUCAGCAAAUCACUUAUCACAGAACUGUUCUUUAGGCCUGUUAUUGGUCAGGCAGACAUGUUUGACUUAUUAAGUGAGAUGCUGUGUAAUAGAAAGGAGUACAGCUGACAGUGUUUUUCUGGCUUUA